Caenorhabditis bovis is the source of this 1614-nucleotide messenger RNA. The record is from the annotation of a GenBank genome assembly. NCBI's taxonomy places the organism in Eukaryota, Metazoa, Nematoda, Chromadorea, Rhabditida, Rhabditidae.
AUGCCUGGGACAACCCCCGAGAAAAGACGGAAGAGAUUAAGGAAUCUAUCAAAAAAUUCGAAUGUGAAAAAGCCUAGCGCCGCCGCAUCCAAAAGUCUUCAUAGUAGUUAUGUCAAAGUAAAUAUUACUAAUGAUCCGCCUUCUUUGGAUUUAUACGAAAUCAAUCAUAAGGCGGGACUAGAUGAAUACAUGUUUCAGGGAGACAUCAAUUUCGAUGAGAGACAGCUUGAUCAAAUCACAUCUUCACUCUCUGCGGGAAACCGAAAGAAGCGACAAGUAUCAAAAGUCGCUCCUUUGUGGCCCGAGAAAAUUGUUUAUUAUUAUUUUGAUAGUGUUAAUCCUGUUGGAAGUGAAAUAAAAGAAACUGUACGAAUCGCUAUACAGUUUUUGGAAUCGAAAACAUGUAUUAAGUUCGUCGAAGAUCAAAACGCUUUUAAUCGAAUAAGAAUUAUCAAUGGAGUUGGUUGCUAUUCGAAUGUUGGCAUGACAGGAGGGGAUCAGGCUCUUUCCCUUGGCUCUGGAUGUAACUUGGAUGGAAUUGUUGCUCAUGAACUUUCGCACGCACUAGGUGUAUUCCAUGCCCAAAUGCGCUCAGAUCGUGACGACUAUGUUACUGUUGAUGUUACGGAUGUACCGUUGGAUCUGCGGCAAAAUUUCAUCAAAUUCACUGAAGCUGAGUCGUUAAAUUACACUGAAUAUGAGUACGGCAGCUACAUGCAAUAUAGCAGCCGAGCAUUUGUGACGUCCGGCGGCGUGGAUUCGAUUGUGCCCAACGAUCCGAUUUACGUGUAUACAAUGGGCGGAAGGAUUGUGACAUUCUCAGACAUUAAAGUUCUCAACACUCAUUAUUCGUGUAGUUGUGAAGGAUCUACACUGGCCUGCGAGAAUGGUGGAUAUCCAAACCCGGCAGAUUGCUCCGUUUGCAACUGCCCUUACGGAUUUAGCGGACAAUUGUGUACUGAAAGGCCAGAUUAUCAAUGCGGAUCAACACUAGCAGCAACCGACAAAUGGCAAUCGGAAUCUUUUACGUUCGGAGACGAAUCCAAUAUAAAAAGUGCCCGAACAACUUUUGAUUAUUGUGUCUACUGGAUAACAGCGCCGGUCGGAAAACAAAUCCAGUUCAGAAUUGAUGAAGCGACAAACACUCAGUGCGGUUACGGGUGCACUUUCAAUGGAAUCGAGCCAAGAUUGAAACUGGAUCAAACAAUGACUCAGCCGAGAUAUUGCUGCGACGAAUUCAACGGCGAGAUUCACAAUGCUGAAACCAAUCCAAUGCCUGUGAUUGCAUACAAUCGAUACUAUUUGACAUCUUAUAAGUUUUCCUACAAAUAUGUUGAUAUGGAAAAACCUUCAUGUAAAGAUUUGAGCGACAAAGAAACCUGCUUAAAAUUAAACAACGAGCAGUGUUCCCUUUACAAUCAAUCCCAAUUGAAGGUUAUGUGUGCUGAAACUCUAGGUUUAUGCGGGAAAAUGGUUAUGGAUGUUUGUGAAGACCGCUUUACUGAUAAAGAGUGUCUUGAUUAUAAAUUAUCCGGUCGAUGCGCUUCCGAUGCCCCAUUAAUUGCUGAGUAUAACUGUGCGAAAACUUGUGGAUUUUGCGAAACGCCUGUAUAG